AUGAAUGAAGAAUUGGGUCUAUAUACAGUAUAUUCAAAGGUUAUUUACGGGAUAUAUUCAGUUUCCUUUCAGAUAAAGAUAGAUCUGCAGUAUAAAGGUCUAUCUAUGGAGCAAGAGAGGGUCUUUGCUUCCUAUGCCACAAUUGAUUUAUCUGGAAAUAGACUUGAAGGAGAAAUUCCUGAAUCUGUCGGUCUCUUAAAGGCACUAAUCGCACUCAACUUGUCGAACAAUGCCUUCAUAGGCCAUAUUCCUCGGUCUUUGGCCAACCUUACGAAGCUCGAGUCACUAGACCUAUCCACUAACCAGCUCUCAGGGACUAUUCCUAAUGGACUAGGGGCUCUCUCGUUUUUGACGUACAUGAACGUGUCCCACAACCAACUCAAUGGUGAAAUACCACAAGGAACGCAAAUAACUGGGCAACCGAAAUCGUCAUUUGAAGGAAAUGCAGGACUUUGUGGUUUCCCUCUUGAAGGAAGUUGCUUUGGGACUAAUGCGCCACCAACACAUCAGCCUAAAGAAGAAGUAGAAGAAGACGAAGAAGAGGAACAAGUGUUAAAAUGGGAAGGCGUGGCUAUAGGGUAUGGGUUUGGAGUGUUGCUUGGAUUGGCAAUAGCACAAAUCAUUGCUUUGUACAAACCGGAAUGGCUAAUUUGUGUGAUGAAGUGUGGACACCGUUAAGAUUUUCUUUUAUUGGUUAUGAGUUUGAUCCUUUAAUGUCAGUCAAGUUGUUGUGUGUAUCAAUGUAUUUUAUUGAAGUAUUUUCGUAUGUUUGUU
This is a messenger RNA of Capsella rubella, 774 nucleotides long. RefSeq names its product receptor like protein 42. Bases 1 to 678 code for a protein of 225 amino acids. NCBI's taxonomy places the organism in Eukaryota, Viridiplantae, Streptophyta, Magnoliopsida, Brassicales, Brassicaceae. The transcript has a single exon. The record is from RefSeq and is a predicted model, not a curated record. Gene Ontology annotation, molecular function: protein binding.